Exophiala aquamarina CBS 119918 is the source of this 1128-nucleotide messenger RNA. RefSeq lists its product as uncharacterized. The transcript has a single exon. The coding region runs from base 1 to 1128 and encodes 375 amino acids. Lineage: Eukaryota; Fungi; Ascomycota; Eurotiomycetes; Chaetothyriales; Herpotrichiellaceae. The record is from RefSeq and is a predicted model, not a curated record.
AUGAAGAAAGGAGAUUCCCUUUAUCCCCCCAAACCGCUGCCAAAGCUAAGCAUCCCGCAAGGGGCUUCUGCGAAAGUUCAAAUCAUCGAUACUACUUCGAGGAUCGAUGCACCACUAAACCUUUUCAUGCAACCUGUGAUAGGAGACUUUGAUACUGUCAGAGGAACGCCUGCUUUCAGCUUUCUUGUCGAACAAGUCUCAUCUGGACGUAAAGUGGUGUUCGAUCUAGGGUUGAGGAAAGAUUGGCACAACCUUCCUCCAGCUGUUCUUGGCCUUGUCAGUGCGCCAGGCUGGGGUUUGCAGAGUGAGAAGAACGUUGCCGAGAUCCUACAAGAGAACGGUGUCGAUGUGGCAGGUGGAGCUAUCGAGGCAGCAAUCUGGAGUCACUGGCAUUUCGACCACAUCGGCGAUAUUAGCUGUUUCCCUGAGAGCACGGCUUUAAUAUCGGGGAAGGGGGUGGCUGAAGCUCUUCUUCCUGCAUUUCCGACUAAUCCGAAAUCAUUCCUCCUCGAAAGUGACUUCUCCGGACGUGAACAUAGGGAAAUUGACUUUAGUGAUGGAUCCGAGAUCCAGCUUGGCCACUUCACUGCGGUAGACUAUUUUCAAGACGGCUCCUUUUAUCUGUUAAAUGCCCCCGGCCACGCAAUUGGACACAUAUGUGGGCUGGCAAGGGUCACUUCAGCUCAAGAAGGCGACGCUGAAGAUACAUUUGUCUUCAUGGGAGGGGACACUGCCCACCACGGCGGAGAAUUUAGACCUUCUCAAUACCUUCCACUUCCAAAAGAGAUUCGCCCAUCACCUUAUAAAUACAAAUCCUCUACACCUUGCCCGGGUCUCAUUUUUGAGGCAAUUCAUCCUGGCGGGAAAGGAAAUGAGCCAUUCUAUCAUGUGGAAGGAGCUUUUCACCAUGACACCAAGGAUGCUGCCCAAUCGGUUGCAUACAUGGGAGAGUUCGACGCACAUGAGGACGUGUUGGUAAUUGUCGCCCACGAUGCUACACUUUUGGAUCCGAGUAUCGGUAUCGAAUACUUUCCGAAUGGAACAAUGAGAGAUUGGAAGGCGAAAGGCUACGCGAAUCGACUGCAUUGGGCUUUCUUGCAGGAUCUUGUCCAGGCAGUCGAGCAAUAG